Molecule: messenger RNA, 556 nt
Organism: Protobothrops mucrosquamatus (brown spotted pit viper)
Lineage: Eukaryota; Metazoa; Chordata; Lepidosauria; Squamata; Viperidae
Exons: 1
Biological process (GO): ubiquitin-dependent protein catabolic process
Molecular function (GO): ubiquitin protein ligase activity
Source: RefSeq, a predicted model, not a curated record
UCCGAAUCUCAGCUGGCCUCGACGGAAAGCGACAAGCCGACGGCCGGCCGCGUCUACGAGAGUGACUCUUCGAACCACUGCAUGCUGUCCCCUUCGUCCAGCGGCCACCUGGCCGACUCCGACACGCUCUCCUCGGCCGAAGAGGCCGCCCCCGGCCAAGCCGAGACGGCGGCGGUCGAGGGGGACCCCUCCGCUGUCUCCCUGUCGACCCCGGGGAGGAAAUCCAGGCGGUCCCGGUCGGAAAGCGAAACCUCCUCCACCAUGGCCGCCAAGAAAAACCGGCAGUCGAGCGACAAGCAGAACGGCCGGGUGGCGAAGGUCAAAGGUCACCGGAGCCAAAAGCACAAGGAGCGCAUCCGGCUGCUGCGGCAGAAGCGGGAGGCCGCCGCCCGCAAGAAGUACAACCUGCUGCAGGACAGCAGUACCAGCGACAGCGACCUCACCUGCGACUCCAGCACCAGCUCCUCGGAGGACGACGACGAAGAAGUCUCGGGGAGCAGCAAGACAAUCACGGCAGAGAUACCAGGUAGAGGAUGUUUUUUAAACUGAACUGGCG